Letharia columbiana is the source of this 402-nucleotide messenger RNA. RefSeq lists its product as uncharacterized. The transcript has 6 exons. The record is from RefSeq and is a predicted model, not a curated record. Gene Ontology annotation, molecular function: catalytic activity. Lineage: Eukaryota; Fungi; Ascomycota; Lecanoromycetes; Lecanorales; Parmeliaceae. Bases 1 to 402 code for a protein of 133 amino acids. Gene Ontology annotation, biological process: nucleotide metabolic process.
AUGGCCGCCUGUAUCUUCUGCAAGAUCAUCAAAGGCGACAUCCCCUCAUUCACGCUCUUUGAAAGCGAGCGAGUGUUCGCCUUCCUUGAUAUCCAACCAUUGAGCCAAGGCCAUGCUCUUGUCGUGCCGAAAGCCCAUGGUUCGAAGCUUACGGAUAUUCCAGACGAUCAGUUGGAAGAGAUCUUACCCGUAGCUAAAAAGCUGGCGAAGGCGACGGGCUCCGAGAACUACAAUAUCCUACAGAAUAAUGGGCGAUUGGCGCAUCAAGAGGUUGACCACGUUCACUUCCACAUGAUACCCAAACCGAACCAGCAGGAAGGGUUGGGUAUUGGCUGGCCAGCAUCAGAAACAAACAUGGAAAUGCUAAAGACGUAUUUCAAAGAGGUCCAGGCGAAAAUGUAG